This is a messenger RNA of Lodderomyces margitis, 3108 nucleotides long. It is a transcript of the gene TRY5, whose product is annotated as Try5p. The record is from RefSeq and is a predicted model, not a curated record. Gene Ontology annotation, cellular component: chromatin. Gene Ontology annotation, biological process: regulation of transcription by RNA polymerase II. The coding region runs from base 1 to 3108 and encodes 1035 amino acids. The transcript has a single exon. NCBI's taxonomy places the organism in Eukaryota, Fungi, Ascomycota, Pichiomycetes, Serinales, Debaryomycetaceae. Gene Ontology annotation, molecular function: DNA-binding transcription factor activity, RNA polymerase II-specific; RNA polymerase II cis-regulatory region sequence-specific DNA binding.
AUGCAGGUGGAGAAGACUACCAAACCGACACCACAGAAGAAAUACAUUUGCGGAUUCUGUGCCAAAGCAUUCACUCGAUCAGAACAUAAACAACGUCACGAACGAUCUCAUACCAAUGAAAAACCAUUUCAUUGUUUACAAUGCACUAGUUCAUUUGUAAGAAGAGAUUUGUUACAACGUCAUUGUCGUACAGUACAUCAGAGUCAAGAUGCAGUAAAACGUAAAUCCCAAGACCCAAUUACAAUGCCAGCACUACUGCAAGCACCACCAUCUUCAGAACAGCAAAUACCACUACAGCCAACAAUAUCUCAUAGUCGGGAUUUGCUGAAUGAGUCUGAUUUGGCAUCUUUACCACAACAACUGCAACUCCAAUCGGAUUCUUUUCAUGUAUCACCACCAUUAGACUCCACCUCAACGUCAUUACGAAAAAAUUCAAUUCCAUUUGCAUUUGACCCACAAGAUCACUUACCUUUGACAACAAUGACUCCUUCAACCAGCAUCGGUAGUGAGCACAGCCCAUCGAAAAGACGGAAAAAAUCAGAAGCUGGCAGUGGCAGUGGCAGUGUCGGAAAUGGUGUGCUCAGUAUGAGAAGAAAUUCAAGCUUGCCAGUGUCAACUGGAUCCAACGACACAAACCUCAUCAAUUUAUUAUCAAUUUCAAAAAAAUUGGAUUACAUCUUGAAAGCUUCAAAUUUAGGAAUCAACGAAUCGGUUUGUGAUUCUUUUCUUAUUGGAUUCACUACUUUGCAAGAACUUCUGACAAAGUUCCCUAUAUUUGACACUAUAUUGAAGGAAUUGAUGUAUUACUUGAGCACUUUUUUCAUCCCUAGUAGUAAUGGAAGUUCACAAGUGCCAAUUGUCCCACCGCCAAUGACACCGAGCUUGUCGCAACAAAAUCAUUUUAAAAUGGGCAUUAUUUAUUCGGUCAUUUCUCUCGGUUAUAUUAUCAACAAGAAUUCAAUCAAGUCCUUGGUAUUCUUCAAAAAGGCGUGGGUCUUGUUGAUUAAGAAAUUGAUACCACAAUACAACAAUAGUAAUGUUUCGUUGGAUCAAAUUGAAAUUGCCAGCAACUUGUUUUUAUUGUCGUUUAUUUACGUUUCCUACGACAUGGAGAAUUAUGAUAUAAACAAUGACCAGGUGAAUCAGGUUAAUGAUCAAGAUGAAAAUGAUGAACAAAUAUAUCUCAACAACACUGUCAUUUUGGAGUACUUGGAUCAGAUCAGUUUUAUUAUUAUUUCAAAUUUGGCAGAUUUCUCUAAUCCUAAUGACAAACUUAUUGAUGGUAAUAUGCCUUUGUUUUGGUCCAUUUACAUCAUACUAUCGUUUUAUUUCAACGAUAGAAGCCCCAAGAUAUACUCCAGUUUUUUAAACAAGUCAAUAGGGCAGGAGGAUUUAUUAACCACAAUGCAAAAAUUCUCCAAGUCCUACUCUGUUCUUAACGAAGGAGAUGAGUUUUUGAAAAUGAUCAUUGUGGCAACCAUUGGUAAUGAGUUGAAGAGUUAUCGUACACCAACACCUUCCCCAUCUGCUUCAGAAUCGCCCGAUUCCUCAUCCAGUGGUGGUGGUGGUGUUACUACUAAGAUUUAUGGAUCGAAAAAUGUCUUGCACAAUUCCGUCAUUUUGAUUAAUCGAUCAAUUAAUGUUUUUCAACCGUUGCUGGAUUCUACUUCCAAACUGAAACUUUUUGAAUUAUUCCGCAAAAACUUGAUCAUUAAUAGUCCAUUAAAGUAUCGUGAAUUGUUGAGCAACUACAUCUUUCUUCCACAAACAUAUUGUCAUUGGCAGUUACUUCACUUGACAUUGGAUGAAGCCACUAUCAAUUAUGAUCUCAAUGAAACUUUGUAUAAAGCAAUUGACGACCCCAGUCAAUUGAAUUCACUUGAAUAUAAGCUAAAACUAUUUCUCGAUUACAAGAAGAUCAAUUUAGAUGUCAAUAACAAUAUUUCAAUUGUGUCGCUCCCCAUGAUAUUUUUUGCCAACUAUCUCAAUUUGGGUAUAAUUGAUUGUAAAUUAUCCUUUAAUCAAUUGCAGUUGAAAAUUAUUAAGUUGUUUCUUAUACAUUGGUACAUGGUGAUGAAUAAGCUACUAAUUAUGAUUUGGUGUGAUGAUAUCUUACAAUUUGAAGAAAAUUACAUUUUGCAAACAUUUGUCUACAUGUUGUUGGAUAAUAAGCUGGUGUUGUUGAAGAAAUUAAAUAUUGAAGCGCCUCAUAAUAACGCGGGGUAUGAACAAGCAGGUAGAGCUGAUGCAGCAUCCGAGUUUAAAUUCAACAAGAAGUGGUUUUGGAUACUCAAGAUUAAAUUGGAUAAUGUCUUUGAACAAUGGAUGCAUCAUAUAAAGAUCCCAUUCUGGGAUAAUAACUUUGCCGUGGUUAAGAUUCAAAUAACCAAGUGUAUCAACGAACAUAUUGCGUUGGAGGGGUUGAUGUUUAAAGAAGACGAUGAUGGGACUGUAACAUCAAGCAGCGGUGGUGGUGGAGGAGGGCAAUUUGUGUUUAAUAACAGUGGACCAAACUUGACAACUGCAACUACAGGCCAAUCGGGAUCAUCUUUGUCAGCAAGUAUGUUGAGUUCAACGUCGAUGAAUUUUGCCAUUCCAAUGCAACAGCAAGUGUCGUCAAAUUUCAUCAAUUAUGGAACAAUGAAUGAUUUUGUUGGUGGGAGUGGGAGUGUGACUGUGAAUAAACGAUCAAAUUCAGUUUCACUGGUGAUGCUGCUGAAUUUUGGUAAAGAAGUGUCUCAGAUGCAACCAGUGCAGGAAUUUUCGCAACUUCAGCUGCAACUACAGCUGAAUCAGCAGCCACAACAAUUACCAACGGGUGGGCAACAGCCUAUUUUGCUCCAGUCGCAACACCUGCAGAAUCCACAACCUCAACGGCGGGGGAAGCAGGGGCAGGGACAACAGAAAAAUCAACUGCAACAACAUCAACUGCAACAACAUCAACUGCAACUGCAACUGCAGCAACAAGGACAACAACAAGGACAACAAUUUUACAGUUAUUCCACUUAUCCACCGCCACCACCCAUUCUUUCCUCAAUGCCCAAAGAGUUGGUGUUGCCACCCAUCUCAUCCGAACGAAGAAAGGAAAAAUUCGAAGUAACGUACUAA